UUGGAUUAUUCAGGAUUUGACCAUGGAUCUACAGUCGCCGUCGGUGCUGGCUCAAUUGCCUCGCCCCCUGCACGCCUCCAAGGGGAAAACUCAGAUCGGAGAGGUCUACAGUCUGGCCGAGUCGAAAAAGCGCAAGCGGUAUGAAGUCGCGGUCGCAGUGGACGGUGAAGCCGUCAAUAUUUACAAUAUUCAAACGCCGAAACUAGUCACAUCCUACGCCGUGCCGCCCAAAUCUUCAUUCUCCUGCCAGCCGUGCUCGGUGCGCAGAAAGGUCCCCAAUAAGUCCGCCACCAAACGCCAGACGUAUGUCGCCGUGAACCCGCAACGGCAGAUCAAGUCGUUUGUGGAGGAAGGGGGCGCCCCCGGGUCAACGGCGCCGACCAUUACGUCGUCGUCGUUCGACGUGAAGGAUUCGAAGAGUCCCACGAUGUUUGUCGGGAUCGUCCCCACGGCGGCGGGCGAGAAGGAAGAUCCGUUUGAUAUCCUCGCCGUACACAAGGACGGUCGGGUGAGGCGGCUGGCAGCCGAUCUCGGCUCGCAGCGGUGGAGCAUCCAACACAGCGCGAUCGCAAAACAGGCGGCGACACAUCCGGUCCAGGCCAGCUUCCUGGUGGAAUUCGACGAUGCGAAGCGGUCGCUGCUCAAGCGGCGGCAGGACCUGGCGUCGCUCGCCAUGGGAGACCUCGUCGGAAGCGGGGUCGACGAGCCGAUGGUGCUGCUCCUCGUCACACACCCGGCGGGUGCGGCGCAGAUGAAACUCGGGGACGUCCAGGUGCACAUGUUCUCGGUCCCGACGGCGGUCCCGUCGCAGGGAUCCCUGGACGAGAGCCAGAAGCUGCGCCACUUGCUCACGGCGAGCCUCCCCGACGUGGAGGGCCUGUCGCCGCUCGGCAGUGAGGGCCCCGACUGGGACUUCCACGCGGGGUCGGCGGGGCUCAACCUGUCGUUCGCCAAGGGGUUCGUCAACUUCGACAUCUCGCAGUACACGCCGACCGUGACGACCAAGUUCAUCCUGGAAGAUGAGGAGUUUUCGUCCUUGAUGCGUCUGUCGCCGCAGUCGGUCAUCGGCGCGGGCAAGUCGACCAUCGCCAUCUACGACACGCAAUACCAGUCCAUCCAACGGAGCAUCUCGACGGACGACCUCCGCUCCGCAGACAGCGGGCGCACGACCUUCAUCGGCUACUACGCUAAGCUGGGCAUCGCGGUCGCCACCCGCGGCAACACGCUGCUCGCCUUCGACCUCAGCUCGUCGCAGAUCCCGUCCGGGUCGUCCCUCAAGCGGCCGCGCGACGGCCUCCUCAUCGACGCGAUCGGGCGCGGCAUCGGUUCGCCGGCCACGCAGUGGCAGGUCUCCAAGAAGCACCGCACCGAGGACCUCCGCUGGCUGUGCCUGCCGCCCGACCAAGCCGACCAAUGGAACAAACUGACGCAGGAACUGCGCCAAGCAGCGCAGGCCCACGACGCAGCGGCCUUCGACCGCGCCGUGGUGGGCUACUUCGGAGACGACUCGGUCCUCCCUUCGCCCCCGCAAUACGUCAACCCAGAGCUGACGCUCUUCCUCGUCUCGCUGCUCUUCUCGCUCCGCGACGGCGAGCCCCCAGCCCUGGCAGUCGACCUGUGGCCCGCACAGACCACCCAGUGGCUCAUCGCCCUCGGCCACCUGUCGCAAGACAACGUAGCGAUGGCGCUGCGCCGGGCGCUGAAACCGCGCAUUCUGCCCGCCCUGCCCGCCGGCUCCUUCGUGCACGCGCUGAUCGCGUCGGACUCGUCCUCCUCCUCCUCCCCCUCCCUGCGCCGACUGAUCGACGUCCUCCAGGGCCCGAUCGUCUUCCCAGCCGACGAGCUCGCCCACGCGCUGAAGACGGUCCUCAACCUAGCGCGGUCACGGCCGCUAUCCGACGAGGACACCGAGGAGGAGUCCCGCUCCGUGCGGGCCAUCUUCGAAGCCCUCAACACCACCCUCCAGAACCUCCACUGCCACCCGUCGGCCGCGCGGACCGGCGCCCUGCGCACGACGCUCUCCCGGGCGGACCUCCUCGCCAUGAUCCACCACCUGCGCAUCUCGCUCGCGACCGGCGGCUACACGACGCGGUUCAGCGAGGCGCCGCCCACGCCGCUGACCGCGGGGCAGACGACGCCGGCGCUGAGCCUGUCGGCGAUCACGGACCUGCUGAACGCGGCGGUGGACGCGAUCGGCCCGUCGGGGUGGAUCUCGGCGGUGGACGACGACGCGGGGGUGUCGUCGGCCGCGGCGGAGGUGGAUCUCAUCGCGGAUCUGAAGUCGGAGAUCUCGGCGGCGCUGGCGGGCGUGGAGGAGGCGUCUUACCUGUCGGGGAUCCUGCGGCCUUAUCUGCGCUUUGCGGAGAGCGUGCGCCAGACGAAGACCUCGCCCGCUGGUGGCGCUGGUGAUGCGGCUGCGUCGUCGGCGGCGGCGGCGGCGGCGGCGGCGCUGGUGCGGCACGACACGCUGAACGGGGCGCAGCUGAUGGUGUUCGAGACGGGGGUGAACGGGGAGGAGGGCGAGGGGGCGGGGCGGAUGCUCCCGCUGUCGCAGAAGGCGGCGUCGACGGAGGUGAGCCGGACGAAGGUGGAGCGGUCGACGGGCGAGGUGCGGACGCGCAGCAAUCGCGAGAUGGGAUAUCUGCGGCGGAAGGCGGCGGGGAAGUAUUCGUUCGAGCGGUUGGUCGUGUAG
Aspergillus candidus is the source of this 2692-nucleotide messenger RNA. RefSeq lists its product as uncharacterized. Lineage: Eukaryota; Fungi; Ascomycota; Eurotiomycetes; Eurotiales; Aspergillaceae. The transcript is spliced from 2 exons. The coding region runs from base 23 to 2692 and encodes 889 amino acids. The record is from RefSeq and is a predicted model, not a curated record.